Messenger RNA from Zerene cesonia (dogface butterfly), 606 nucleotides. Its product is annotated as lysine--tRNA ligase-like. The record is from RefSeq and is a predicted model, not a curated record. Lineage: Eukaryota; Metazoa; Arthropoda; Insecta; Lepidoptera; Pieridae. Gene Ontology annotation, molecular function: lysine-tRNA ligase activity; ATP binding; tRNA binding. The coding region runs from base 140 to 529 and encodes 129 amino acids. Gene Ontology annotation, cellular component: mitochondrion; aminoacyl-tRNA synthetase multienzyme complex; cytosol. The transcript is spliced from 3 exons. Gene Ontology annotation, biological process: lysyl-tRNA aminoacylation.
AGAUAAAUAAACUCUUAUGUACAAUUAGGUUGAAUGUCCACCACCCAGAACAACGGCAAGAUUAUUAGACAAACUGGUUGGUGAAUUCCUUGAGGAGAAAUGUAUAAAUCCCACAUUCAUAUUGGAUCAUCCUCAAAUUAUGAGCCCACUGUCUAAGUAUCAUAGAGAUAUUCCAGGACUCACUGAAAGGUUUGAACUGUUUGUUAUGAAGAAAGAGAUAUGCAAUGCAUACACAGAAUUGAAUGAUCCAGCUACACAAAGGGAGAGAUUUGAACAGCAGGCAAAGGAUCGUGCAGCGGGUGAUGAUGAAGCACCCCCCACAGAUGAGGCUUUUUGUACUGCUCUUGAAUAUGGUCUUCCACCCACUGGUGGAUGGGGGCUUGGUGUUGAUCGCCUUACUAUGUUCUUAACAGACUCCAAUAAUAUUAAGGAGGUACUACUUUUCCCUGCUAUGAAGCCUGAUGAUCCCAAUAAACAUAACACAGAGGAUGGUGAAGACAAUCAAACAGCUACUCAAAAUGGAGCAUAAUUUAAUAGAAUUGACAUUUUUGUGUUUCUUCAGAAUUUGUUAAACAUACCAGUAAUAAAUAUACUUUACCAUAUUCA